Molecule: messenger RNA, 1989 nt
Organism: Drosophila subobscura
Lineage: Eukaryota; Metazoa; Arthropoda; Insecta; Diptera; Drosophilidae
Gene: eIF5
Product: eukaryotic translation initiation factor 5
Exons: 3
Coding region: 390-1802 (470 amino acids)
Biological process (GO): formation of translation preinitiation complex; formation of cytoplasmic translation initiation complex; translational initiation
Cellular component (GO): cytosol
Molecular function (GO): translation initiation factor activity; GDP-dissociation inhibitor activity; eukaryotic initiation factor eIF2 binding
Source: RefSeq, a predicted model, not a curated record
AUUCUUAAUCUCCAAUUUAAUAUCAAGUGAAGCGUUAACUCUCUAGAACUUCAUGUUCCGUUUGGAGUCGUUGAAAAUCAAAAGAAAAUACAUCACCACAAGAAACGGCACAGGUAGCUUAAUGGGUCAAGGACUUUUAAGAUCUCUACAAAGUCCUAUUUACGUUCACGUAAAUUAAACAAGGAAAUGCAAGUUUUAUAAGCGAAAACGAAUUUCAAAGAAAUCACUGCACCACAGUCACCACAGUCACAGUCAAAGAAGCAAAAGCCAACACAUUGCCUUCGCGGUGCGCACUAUAGUAACGCAUAAGCUUAAAAAAACGGGUACUACCCAGUGAAGUAUUUUGACAACGGGAUCAUCAUUUAUAUUUGCGUCGAAAAAUUUCCAAGAUGGCUACAGUUAACGUUAACCGUAGUGUGACGGAUAUUUUCUAUCGGUAUAAAAUGCCGCGUCUUCAAGCAAAGGUAGAAGGAAAAGGCAAUGGCAUCAAGACCGUUUUGGUUAAUAUGGCUGAAGUCGCACGCGCCAUAGGACGACCGGCCACCUAUCCUACAAAGUACUUUGGCUGUGAGCUGGGCGCCCAAACACUCUUCGAUCAUAAGAAUGAACGGUUUAUUGUGAAUGGAUCGCAUGACGUGAACAAGCUUCAGGAUCUGUUGGAUGGCUUCAUUCGAAAGUUUGUUUUGUGCCCCGAAUGCGAUAACCCUGAGACUAAUCUGACUGUAUCAGCUAAGAAUCAGACAAUAUCGCAGUCAUGCAAGGCGUGCGGCUUCCAUGGUUUGCUUAAGGUGAACCACAAAGUGAACACAUUUAUUGUGAAAAAUCCACCAUCACUUAAUCCAGCCGCUCAGGGUUCCUCGCUUACUGAGGGAAAACGCUCAAAGAAACAGAAACAGAAGAAUGAAAACUCCGACGGCUCAAUGUGCAACAACUCAAUGGCCAAUAACUCUGGCGGAGAGUCGGACGGCGGCAAUGGUCCCAACCAGGCCAGCCAAACAGAGGCUGAAAUAAGCGCUGCCAUUCCGGAAAAAAAUAUAGCUGAGGACGAUGAUGAUGGCUGGAGCGUCGACGUGUCUAAGGAGGCCAUUCGGGCGCGCUUACAAGAUCUAACCGAUGGUGCUAAGGGCAUGACAAUUUCGGAGGAUUACGACAAGACCGAAAAGGAACGCAUUGACAUCUUCUAUGAGUUGGUGAAAAACAAGCGUGACAAAAGACAGCUGGAGGAUGUUGCUGUACACAAAGAGCUGCUGAUCGAAGCCGAACGAUUGGACAUAGUUAACAAAUCCCCGUUGGUUCUCGCUGAGCUCUUGUUUACUGAGAACAUUAUUAAUGACGUUCGCAAAAACCGCAUCUUGUUACUUCGCUUUACUCAUAAUAAUCCUAAAGCACAGCGCUAUUUGAUUGGCGGCAUCGAGCAGACUGUGGAGCUACAUUCGAACACGCUUAUGACUAAGGUAGCUGGGAUCUUCAAAAUCUUUUACGACUUGGAUAUUCUCGAUGAAAAAGUCAUUCUGGACUGGGCACAGAAAGUGAGCAAACGACAUGUUUCCAAAAAAAUUGCCACCGAGAUACAUGAGAAGGUAAAGCCGUUUGUGCAGUGGCUCAAAGAUGCCGAGGAAGAAGAUUCCUCCUCUGGGGACGAUGACGAUGCAGCUGGGGACUCUGAUGUAGAGAUUGAGUACGAUGAUCGGGCCCGCAUUGAACCAUUGAAGGUUGCCGUAGCCUUGGAACGUGGUGUUGCCGUUAGUAAGAAAGUCCAAGACGAUGAGGAGGGGGAUGAAAUCGAUAUAGAUGACAUUUAGUCAACCAAAAACUAUCAACAAUCAAUUUUUUUGAAAAUGGAAUCGAAAUUCUUCUGUCCUUUCGAGUGGGUCGCCGUAAAAACUUUCUAGAACUACGAUGUUGCUUUCCUUUGAUUUACAGCGUUGCUAUAUACCGAUUGUAAGAAUUGCAUUAAUUAUCUAGCUAAAAAAAAAGUUUAUUGGGCUU